AUGGACCUUCCACCGCCGCCGCCGCCGCCACCACCACCACCUCCUCCUCCACCACCACCGCCACUGCCAUCUUUCUUGCCGCCUCCACCGCCCCCUCCUCCUCCUGCUUCAGCUCCUCAAAACGUGACGUCACCCGAGCAGUUGGCAACGAUCCAGAGUGCGCUCUCCAGUCUGACAUCUACCCUCGAGAAAGGUAGAUGCUUGGAGACGGAAAUGGAGGCGACAACCAUGAUGGCAGCAUCUCUAUUGAAGUACUCCCCGGCAAACAAGAACGAAUCCUCUGCUGUUGAUGUCUCUACCAUGCCAGGAGGAGUCCGAGAUGCCUGGACUGUGGUGUCCGACACGAGUCUCCAAAAGACUUCUACUAGUACUACCGCGGCUAUUGGCAACAAUAUUAUUCUAGAUGCCUCGAAACAGCAAGAUCAGGAAUUGCCAUUGGGACGAGGACAAUUGGCAAAAGCUGUCCACAUGACGGCGCUCGCCAAGUGUCUGCAACGAGAGGCAGAUUUGGCACAGUCAGUCAAGGAGCAGCGAGAAAAGGAAGGAACCACACUCAAACGGGCACUCACCACGGCAAAGGCCACCCUACCCAACUACGGAACGGCAUGGCUACAGGUAUUUGACGAACGACUGCAACAAAUCCAGUCCUAUCAUGCCAGGCAUGAAAUGGCAGAAGAACGCUUGUUGCACGGAAACGCAAAGAGACAAAAGCUGGGAAAUCCUGCCACGGAUGGAUAUGACUUGGCUUCCACUGUCCAUGAAACUCUGGCUCCGAUUCAGAAUGGAUCUCUCUUUAACGAGGAAGAAGUCAUGGGAAAAUAUCUAGACUUACAGCCAAUCUAUGCAUCUGCUGCCGUAUUUCUCAAACGACUGGCCAAACACAAUAAUAAUCCUGCCACUACAACAACAAUUUUGGUGGAUACUUCCUUUACGUAUCCCGAUUUUCUCGCAUUCCUCACCAGGGGACCCUUGUCCAAGACGGCAAUCGAAGCAGAUAAACUCAAAGAUCGAAAACAUUAUGUACGAUUUCUGGGAGCCACGCAAAGCUAUCUCGAAGGAUUCAUUCACAAGGUAUCGCCACUCUUCAAAAUUCAAGACAUUGUGAAACCAUCGAUUGAGGAUUUCGAAACGCAAUGGAAAGCCAAAGGAGGAGUCGAUGGAUGGGAAGCAAAACCAGCAGAAGCCAUCAUGGUAGAAAUAACAACGACAACAACGGCAACCAAAGAUGGGGCAACCGACGACGACGACAAACAGGUUGUGGGAAUUGACUUGGCACCCUAUGACUCGGCGGCAGCCUUGGAAAAAGCCGUCGAUGGCGAUCAACUCAAGGCAGAAUUGUCACGGCUGGGAAUGAAAUGUGGUGGAACCACUGCGGAUAGAGCAAAACGUCUCUUCAUGACGAAGGAUACUCCUCUCGAGAAGCUACCCAAAAAGUUGUUUGCCAAGAAAAAGGCGUCCAACAAUGGCGAAAAAGCAACAACAUCCGCAAGUGCGGUUGUCGCAUCCAAAUCCGAACGACGAGUCGAUAUUGCACGAAGGGAAACCAUUGUCAUGGCGCUCUUGGAUCACUUGCGGCCGUCAUUGGAGGCCACUUUGCGGCGUCUAGAGCGCCGACAGGCACAGACACUCAAUGAACGAGACCAGGAGCUAGAGGAAGAAUUGCACGGAUCGGCACUCGACGACAAAACUAAAUCGGAGGGAGACAAGGAAAAGAAUGAAAACGAUAGCGAUGACGACGAUGACGAGGAUGCUCCAAUCUACAAUCCAAAGGGAGUGCCACUGGGCUGGGAUGGCAAACCCAUUCCCUAUUGGCUCUUCAAGCUACAUGGGCUCAAUCACUUUUACAAUUGUGAAAUUUGUGGUAAUGAAUCUUACCGCGGCAGAAAGAAUUUUGAGCUUCAUUUCACAACCGAACCCAAGCAUGCCUAUGGCAUGAAAUGUUUGGGCAUUCCCAACACGAAACACUUUCACGGGGUCACCAAGAUUGAAGAUGCUCAAGAUCUUUGGAAGAAACUCCAAGGGCAGCUUGAAGAAGGCAAAUUCAAAGAGGAGGAAUACGAGGAUUCUCAUGGAAACGUGUUGUCUCGUGCUGCCUACGAGGAUCUUGCGCGACAAGGGUUGCUCUAG
Seminavis robusta is the source of this 2127-nucleotide messenger RNA. The record is from the annotation of a GenBank genome assembly. Lineage: Eukaryota; Bacillariophyta; Bacillariophyceae; Naviculales; Naviculaceae.